Molecule: messenger RNA, 4754 nt
Organism: Melanotaenia boesemani (Boeseman's rainbowfish)
Lineage: Eukaryota; Metazoa; Chordata; Actinopteri; Atheriniformes; Melanotaeniidae
Product: TSC22 domain family protein 1-like
Exons: 3
Coding region: 796-3804 (1002 amino acids)
Biological process (GO): regulation of transcription by RNA polymerase II
Source: RefSeq, a predicted model, not a curated record
UGUCUGGCAGCAGAGACCAUGCGCGGUCGCCAUAUUACGGAGUACCCCUCCCCUUCAGUCCCGUCACAGCAUUGAGCCACAGCAGCCGUGAAGGAAGCUAUAUACUGAACGACGCUACCGCUGGAGAGGACCAGUGAUACAGCAAAACCAAGACCAAAACGAGGAUUCAGUGGAAUGGAUUUAACCUGUUUGUUCCGCUAUUAAGUGGUCGUUCCCUCUUCCACGUGACACUGUGCUGGAUGAAAGGUUGCUUUGUUUAAAUUUUGAUUGAUUUGAGUAAAUACAGCAGUUAAAACGACUCACUACAGUCUAUAGCUAGCCGGUGAUGGAGACUGGCAGCUAGCUAUCUGGCGUUACUCUUCUGUCAGGCUAGUAGUUAACAUAACGCUAAUAUACUCAGCGGCUGUUUUGCUUUUAGUACGUGUGUUUAUUGCUAUACAGCAUAUCGUUACAAAACACACAAAAUGUUAACUUAUGUUUAACAAAGGCAUAGACGGAUAGUUAACCGACGAAGUUCAACUGGCAUCAGCUGACGUUAGCUCGUUAGCUGCUGAGCAAGCGGCCACUAGCUUCUGUUGCCUCGCUCUCACAGGAAAACAUUGAAUCGUGCAUGAGAUGCUGUAAAUAUUGGCACAGCUUUUCCUGAUACUCGAGAACAAAAAACUAUAAUUUGUUUUGAUAUUUAUUUUCAAUUUGGUUGUCUGUUCACCGUAGUUUUGGCAAAACGGCGCCGUUAACGAACUGCAAUCUCAUUGCAUACUGUCAGAGACCAACUACCGCCCGGAUUCCCUCGAAAUGCAUCAUCCGGACCCUGCAGGAGACUCUGGCAGUGUUAGAAAGAUGGCGCAUCCGGCUGUCUUUCACAGAAGGGGGAGCAAUACAAGCAGCGGGAGCGGCUCCAUGCUGUCAACACCGACAAACCCGGUGAUCAGUAACAGCCACGUUUCAGCCGAUGAUUAUCAGCCCUCCCUGUUGAUUCAGCCUCCUGCUGGUUCUUCCUCUCCUGGUCCACAUCAUCCUCCUCCCCACACCCUGAAUCUGCAUUCCCAGCCCCAGCCCACACAGCCAACUGGGGCUCAGAUAAAAAAGAAGAGUGGUUUCCAGAUCACCAGUGUGACUCCAGCACAAAUAUCAGUUAGUACCAAUAACAGUAUUGCAGAGGACACAGAAAGUUAUGAUGACUUAGAUGAGUCCCACACAGAGGAUCUAUCUUCUUCUGAAAUCCUGGAUGCGUCCCUCUCCCGAGCUAAUGAUGCAGUUGGAGCAGAGAGAAGCUCUUCAGAGGAGACAUUGAAUAAUUUCCAUGAGGCAGAGACCCCUGGAGCUGUCUCUCCUAAUCAGCCUUCACACCCUAAUACUCUGACCCAGGCACAACACCAUGGUGGUGCCAUGGUAAACGGGACUGUACACCAUCAACAUCCUCAUCAUCCUAACCAUGUCCAGAGCUAUCCUAUCUCCUCUGGGCCUGGCAGCACCCCAUCUACCCUCACUUCUGGAGCUUUACCUAGUCUAACCCAGAAAAUGCCUUCUGAUGUGGGGGGCCCUCAAGAGAAUGUUUCGCAUGCUGUCCCUCCAAGUAUUGGUUCUCAGCCUGUGGGGAUUGUGGCCCCAGGAUCUGUCCCUGGAAUGCACAGUUCUGCUACGGCCACUACAGUUAGCAUAGUUAAUCCCCAGACCAGCAGUGUUAGUAAUGUGAAUAUGUUGAGCUCUGCCAAUGUGCCUGUGAGAGGGGGAAUCAGCACGAGUGCUAGCAGUAGCAGUGGUGGCUUCCCUCUUAAUGCGAUAAGCAGCAGUGGGGGGAGUGGAAGUUGUGCUGUUCCAGCCGGAGGUAACCGUAUGCCCACCACUAAUGUCAGCAUGAUCCAGCAACACCAAAACAUCAACUCCAGUUUCACCAUGACUAGUACAACUGCUGCUGCUGUCGCCAGUGCCUCCGGAGGCAUGGGGGUCUCCAGCGGGAUCCAAGGAAGAGUUGGAUCAGCUGUGAUGCAGUCUGCGAGCACUUCUGCAACAGCUGUGGCCUCAGCUCCUGUAUCAUCUGCUCCUGCCAUGCCUGCUCCAACUCCAGCUCCUGCGGUGGCUACUACGAGCUCUCGCUUUAGGGUGGUGAAGUUGGACUCUAGCUCUGAGCCCUUUAAGAAGGGCAGAUGGACAUGCACUGAAUUCUAUGACAAAGAGGCCCCAGCCCCUGCGCCCAGUACUUCUGCCUCUGAUGCUGGGUCUCUCGGCGCACGUCAGUUUGCUUCUGAGAACUUUGCUGGGGCCUUGGAAAGAGAAAACACAAGUGGUAGUUCUGUGAGUAGUAGUUUGAGCCAUUUCAUUGAGAAUACAGGCAGUGGAGAGACCAGUGGACCCCCAGUGCCCCAGCAACCCCAGGAUUACGCCUCCCCUCCUCAGGGCUAUCAAGGAAUCCUUCCCAGUGGCUUAAACAUGGCUCAAACCCAAUCUCACAUUCACAGCCAGGAUAUCACCCAUCCACAUGUGAAGACUAAUGUAGCCCCCUCAGCUCCCACAAACAUUCAUCAGCCUACACCCAUACCUGGUCACCAGACCACUAUUGGUCUCCCCACACCUGCUGUGGCCCAGCUCACUUAUGCCCAGGCAGUUGCUAAUCAACCCCAAGUCUCCUCACAGGGCUUAGUGAGUGUUCAGCCACAGAAAUUAGGCUAUGCCACUCUUGCACAGCAAUCAGCAGCCACCCAGUCAACAGCCCCAGUGUCAAUGAGGCCACCGGAGUAUACCCAGCCACAGCAAGGUGUCCCCCAGGCUGUUGCUUCCCAACCUCUUUCCAGCCAAGCUGGCUCAGCACCUUCUGGGCCAGCAAAUGGAGCUUGCCAGAUGAUGGGAGGUCCUCAGCAAUCACAGGGUCUCAUUCACACACAGCCCCCCUCUCUUCAGGCCACUACCUCUAGCAUGCCUUCUCAUGUUGGUGUAGCAGGUCUUGGCCAGCAGCCUCAGAACCACCCAAGCCAUCUUGAUUGUCAGCAGCAGAAGCCACAGUCACUCCCAACACAAAUCCAGAAUCCAGCCCUGAGCAGCCAGCCGCCCACCACGGUCCAUCACAGCCAAGCAUCUGCACAAAGUGUGCCUCCUCCCAACCUCCAGAGUGAUCAUCAGGCCCAGCCCCAAGCCCACAAUUCUGUUAACAGUGUUCGGAUGCCCCCGCAGGGUGUUCCUCACAGCCAUCCUUCAUCUGUCAGCUUGACCCAGGACCACAGCAGUGCCCAGGCCCUCGCUCAUGCUGCCCAGGCCAGUGCCCUCUACGCUAGUCUGCCCAGCUUCACUACCACACAGCUGCAGGAUGCCCAGCGGCUGCUUCUCCAGCAUCAGUCUGCAUUGCUGGGGCUGCCCAAGCUGUCUGUGGGUGAGACUGGAUCUGGAUCUAAUACUGGCCAGGGUCAAGAAACUGAGGGCAGUGCAACCACCGCCAGUGCCUUAACUGCACCAGUUGGUCUGAAACCUGUAGAUGGAGAGGAGGAUGGCUCGUCGGGAGCCAGCGUUGUUGCUAUAGACAACAAGAUAGAGCAAGCAAUGGACCUGGUGAAGAGUCACCUGAUGUACGCCGUGCGUGAAGAGGUGGAGGUCUUGAAGGAACAGAUCAAGGAGCUGAUCGAGCGAAACUCCCAACUGGAGCAGGAGAACACGCUGCUGAAGACAUUGGCCAGCCCAGAACAGAUGGCCCAAUUCCAGGCCCAGGUUCAGACUGGCUCUCCACCUGCCCCUCCAACAGCUGCCCCAGCGGCACCCCCGAACACCGCCACCCUCACCCAGUCCGCCUCGCACAGCUCUGGACCCUCAGCGUAGCCUGGUCUGCGCCGCUAGACUGACUUGACUUUCUGGUUUUGAGCUCUGCUAAAGCUGCAGAGCCAAACUUUGCCUUCUUCAGCAGGAGGUUCCGCUGUUAGGACAAAAAUUUGCACAUAUUUAUCUCUGAGGGAUGCAGCCAGCUGGAAAAAGCAGUGCUGUGCUCCUUGGCACAGUGGUGGGUGACAAUCUUUAGAUGCUGUAUGGGUGGUUGUUUUGAGGAGGAUGAAUCAUCAAACAUUUGCCAAAAAACCCUUGGUCAUCAACAAGAAUGUCUUACCAAGAUGAAACAAAACUGUUUAUCAGUGAUGACAAUAUGCUUAGCUACAGAUUUAAAAAAAAAUGAAAUCACUGUGCCUGUGUCUGGAUUUUAAGUGAUAUACUGACGAUGGAGCAGUGGCAGGUGGAGGAUUAUAUUGGUUGUUACCUAUUUUGCUGAAUGAUGUAAAUAAGUGUUCUCUAUCAAGGCUUGAUCUUAAAUGUUGAGACUUGAGAGAAAAAGCCUUCUCAGAGUGACAAAUGAAGAAUGUGAGCAUUUAUUAUCAUGACAAAGUCCCCAUCUGGAAUGGGGGAGUUGGCGGGGAGGGGGUGGGAGCUUAUUUUGAACAACUCUUGGCAGCAUUGAUGAUGUUACUUAAACUGUGGGUUGGUGGGAUGAACAAAAUGAUUUCUUAUGGAGAUGAUGAUGAUCUAUUUUCAGUAUUUCGCUUUCAAGUUCGUCAUUUUGCCCUGAAAAAAGCUCAUUGUUGCUGUUUUCUCAACCCUGCAGUGGCAUGUAAUUUAAACCUUAUUUUACAGGGUUGAGACUUUGGGCUAAGCUGCGAUUUCUUCUAUUUUUCCCCCCUUUCCACAAAAGUUCUUUGGGCAGAUGAUGAUGUACAUUUCUGUAUAGUGUAAGUACAAUGUAAAAUAGUGAGGAGAGGAGGGAGAGCAAAAAAGAAAAAAGAAAG